Molecule: messenger RNA, 1026 nt
Organism: Penicillium atrosanguineum
Lineage: Eukaryota; Fungi; Ascomycota; Eurotiomycetes; Eurotiales; Aspergillaceae
Product: class I SAM-dependent methyltransferase
Exons: 2
Coding region: 1-1026 (341 amino acids)
Source: RefSeq, a predicted model, not a curated record
AUGAACGCAUCCGGGUCAGGAAGAGCCUCCUUACGGGUAAGGGUCAUCAAGCCCACGAUCCCCUUCAGAGGCGUACAAAGCAAAGCCUCUCGACCAAAGUCAACCACCAAAACACCAACACGCAAGCAAUUCAGCCCAGAGCUCAAACGCUUCGAAGAACGCUUCGCCAAAGAAGCCAUGCCUCAGCCCAGGCCCAACGGCGGCAUCUCACCACGCGUACUAACCUUCCUGGGCAUCUCAGCCCUGACAAUAAGCACAUACUGCGGCUACCUGUACGCGUCGUACCAACGCCAGGUAUCUAAAGGACAAACGCUUGACGUGCCAAGAGAUGUCUCAGACCGGUACAACACCACCGCGCCGACUUUUGACGCAGAUGUGGAACUUUCCGAAAAGGCAAUGGGCUUGGGCACCAAGCGUGCAAACCUCGUCCGUAUGGCGCGCGGCGAUGUCCUAGAGGUCAGCUGCGGCACGGGACGGAACUUGGAGUACUACGAUCUAGGCGAGCGACGCGGUCUCGACCACCAAGAUCGACCGGGGAUAAUCGGAUGUCGCAGCUUGACAUUCGUCGAUCUCAGUCCGCAGAUGGUGGCUAUCACGAAGGAGAAGUCCGAGACGCUCCGGCCGGGGUUUAAGCGCAUGGCGUUCCGGGCGCAGGAUGCUGGGAGUGUUUCUGUCGAAUUGGAUGGGUUGAGGCGGCCUGGAUCAAAGGGCGAGUAUUAUGAUACUAUUGUACAGACGAUGGGUCUAUGCUCGAUGCCGGAUCCCGUGGGCACUUUGAGGCAUUUGGGUGAGAUUACGGAGCCGAAGCAUGGACGUAUCUUGCUGUUGGAGCAUGGACGGUCGUAUUAUGAUUGGCUUAAUCGUAUUUUGGACAAUUUGGCUCCGACACAUGCAGAUCGGCAUGGGUGUUGGUGGAAUCGGGAUAUUGGGGCUAUUGUCCGGGAUAGUGGGUUGGAGAUUGUCGAGGAGAAGAGGUGGCAUCUUGGGACGACUUGGAGGUAUGUCUUGAGGCCCAAGCAGAAUUGA